AUGGCAAUCCCAAAGAACGUUGGCAAGAGGCUUAUCCCUCAAAUUCUUGAUGAUUUGGCUGCAUCUGAGCCAGAUCGUCUUGUAUUUUCGAUGGCAAUGUCCUCAGACAUCAGUCAAGGCUUUCAUGACGUUUCUGCUUGUCAAUUCGCUCAAGCUGUUGACAAGACGGCUUGGUGGCUUCACAAACAAGUUGGAAACACCGGAGAGAUCCAAUCUGUCGGUUACAUCGGACCUCAUGAUCUCCGCCACAUUCUGUUGACAUAUGCCUGCGUCAAGGCCAACUGCACCGCAUUAUUCCUGUCCGCAAAGAACAGCACCGAGGGGGCUCUUGCUGUCCUGCAAGCGGCCAAAUGCAACAUCUGGGUAAAGCCUCAUGGGUCGAGCUACCCUCUUGUUGACGAUCUCCUGCAACAGCGGGACAUGCAGGUCCUCGACUUGCCCGAGCUUGAUGAACUACUUGAUGCGGAAGGUACUGAGCCAUACCCCUUUUACAAGACUUUCGACGAGGCGAGCCAAGAGCCUUUCUGCCUUCUCCACACAUCGGGUUCAACGGGGUUGCCGAAGCCCAUUGUCUGGUCUCACGCCCUGAUCGGAACAAUGGAUGCCGUCCGGCUCCUACCACCAACAGAAGGAGACGGCGGUAUGGCCCCGUGGACAGACAACUGGAACGAUGGUGACAGGAUCUACUCCUCAUUUCCCAUGAGUCAUGGAGCUGGUAUCAUUAUGGAUAUUCUCUUGCCCUCGCUCUUCAAUCUUCACUGCAUUUUGGGACCGCCUGGUGUCAUACCCAACAUGAACCUCAUAGACUUCCUUGCAGAACACGCAAAGAUCGAUAUCUGGAGCAUGGUGCCCUCGCUGGUGGAUGAGCUUGGAGAAACCCCAGACGUCUUGCCGAAGCUUCGGUCUUCCAAGUUCAUCUGUGCAUCCGGUGGUCCUGUCAGUCCCGUCAGCGCGUCCAAAGUCAACAAGGUCAUCCGAGUCCUGAACCUCACAGGCACAACAGAAGGUCUCUUCAUUGGGAAUCUCUGGGUGGGCAGAGAAGAUUGGCUCUACUUUGCAUUCCAUCCUUUCUCGGGCUUCGAAUUCAAGGAAGUCGAACCCGGCGUCUUUGAGCAUUGGGUCCAUCGAAACGAACAUGGCCCGUUGUUCCAAGGGAUCUUCCAUACGUUUCCCGACCAGAAGAGUAUCAAUCUGAAGGAUUUGUACACGCAACAUCCGACCAAGCCAAGUCUCUGGGCGUACAAGGGGAGAAAUGACGACGUUGUCGUUCUCUCCAAUGGGUACAAGAUUUCUCCCUUAGACACGGAGGCACUGGUCACGACCCACCCUGCUGUUGAAGGCUGCAUCAUGAUCGGUUCAAGUAAACCUCAGGCAGGUCUUCUAAUCGAGCUGAAGGAUCCAUCUUCAAAGACGACCGAACUUCUGGACAGCAUCUGGGCUACUGUAGAGCGAGCCAACUUACUCUCUAUGCACAAGAACCAGCUUCAGAAAGACUACAUCACCUUCGCUGAACCAGAAAAACCGUUCAUUCGUACCGACAAGCGAACUAUCAAACGACGUGCUACGCUAGAGCUCUACGCCAACUACAUCGAGCGCUUCUAUGAUUCACGCUUGGAAGAGGAAGAUUCGCAGGUUAAUGCCAUCGACACCAGCUCUGUGGUGUCUAUCACUCAAGCGAUCAGGCAGAUCUUCGGCUCUCUUUCGCCAACCCUCAAGAACGCGUCGCCCGAUGCAGAUGUUUUUAGCGUGGGCCUAGACUCGCUCCUUGUAUUCCGAGCCGUCAAGAUCAUCCGUGUAGCUACUGGGCUACAAGACAAGCUUUCGCCUCGGCAUCUAUACGCUAGCCCUACGCUCGGCAAAUUUGCUGCCACGAUCUCGAAGUUGGUGGCUGAGAAAAAGCAUGCAGCGGGCAAGAAUGCCUCCGCAUCAGACGAGGGUUUAGACCCUACUGUGGUCAAAAUGAGGAAGAUGAUGAACGCCCACAAGUCGCGCCUAUCGCCCAAAGUCAACCCAUUUGACUUGAUGAACCCCAACAUCUACGUGGGCAUGAAGUUCUACAUACCGCUGCGCGAAGACGCACGGUGCGAAGAUGUCUUCAACAGGCUGCACGAUGGGCUUUACAGGACUCUUGAACUCAUUCCAGAACUUGAAGGCAAGGUCAUGCGCUGCUCGCCGCAUGAAACGGGCUACAAGAACGGCGAUCUUCGCAUCACCUUACCCCUGAUUCCGUCAACCGCGACUCCUGAAGCCAACUUCAAGAACUCCCCGCUCAGGCAGCUGCGCUACAAGGAUCUCUCCAAUGUGCUUCCUUCCUUCGAAGAAUUGAGAUCUGCCGGCUUUGUAGCGUCGGCCUUCCGCGACGAAGUCGUCAUCGACUGCCCUUGGUUUCCGACGCUCCCGGCUGAGGUUCUUGUCGCGCAGGCAAACUUCAUCAAGGGUGGGUGUAUUCUCGCCAUUAACAUCCACCAUGCCGCAGUCGAUGGGAUGGGCGCAAUCACAGCCCUGAGAGUCUGGGCCGAGAGCUGCAGAUAUGUUCAGGGUGACAUGUCAGCCACUUGCGACUGGCUUGAUCCUGAGAGCCUCAACAGGAGCCUGCCUCACAUCCUCUACGAACUCGAAGGCUAUGCCAAGCCUGCACACGAGGUGGACCCUAACGUCUGGGGGUUCUUAGGAUUCCCAGAUCCUGCAGAGCUUCAGAACGGAAAUGGUCCGGUGAAGGUGGCAGCGCGUCUCACGGAGUCUACAUUCCCCACACCACCCCCAUUCCCCCGCAAGUUUGCCUGGCCACCCGUUCCUCCGGCUGAUGGUCGCCAUAUGAAGCCCACCACGUUUCUCGUUUCGAGCGAAAAUGUGGAGAGGCUUCGACAGAUGGUGCUUGCUGACCCGGAGGCCAAGGGGGCUGUGACAUCCAUCAGCGACGUUAUCCAGGCCUUCUUCUGGCGGGCUGCGAUCAAGGCCCGUUACCGUGUUGCCAAGGAGAUACAUGGCGGAGAAUUCGGGCCAAAAGACAAUGCGAUUGUGGAGAUGCCCAUCGAUGCUCGCCCCUAUUUCUCCUCUCUGCUGCCUUCAUCUUUCAUGGGCAGCUGCUUGGUGACCAACCGACCCUACAUGCCGGUCGAAGAGCUUUGCUCACCGAAGACGAGCCUCGGACGUAUUGCUUACCUCUUCCGCGAGGCAGCCACUCACAUCAAUCCCUCCCUGGUUCAUGACGCCUUCACUCUUCUCCAGUCUGUGCCCGACUACGGUAUGCUUACCAACGCUUGCAUGGGGUUGGCGGGGAUGCACUGCAUGAUGAACAACCUGAUGCUCUUCCAGACGACCGAAAUUUCGUUCGGCGAUGAGUUCUUUGAGAACCAGGGCACACCUGACACCAUGAGGAUUCUGAUGGACCGGUUCAACACGGCUUUCAGGCUGCUGCUUAUCCACCCUAUGCGUGAUGAUGGUUCUGUGGAGCUAUUGCUGGGCACGCUCCCCGAAGAGUUCGAAAUGUUGACAGCCGACGAAGAGUUUACCAACGGUUCGGUCCUGAACCACAUUUUCCAUGUUGUGGAUCAGGUCCCGUCAUCUUCAUCCCUGCUCGGCAACCUUCGUUCACACCACACUUUGGAUCCUGCCGAAAUACCAGCUUUUGCCAGCAUGGAUCAAGGAAAGGACCCACAGGGUGUGCCAUCGCCAUCGCUGUCGCCCCCAAGCACAACAACCGACAAGACCGACACACGUAUCAGCACAACAGCUUACAUCAAUGACGCUUCUUCGGGGUCUGACACCGACCAGCCUGAGGCUCAGACCGGUGUGCAGAACAUAGAAGCUGUAACUUCGACAUGGACGACAUCCUCCUUGGUCAUCGCUUAUGUGAUGAUCUGGGUCAUCUACUUCGUCAUGCUCAUGCAGCAGGGUGCCCUAACCGCCCUUACACCUUUUGUUACAUCCGCCUUUCGACAGCACUCCUUGACGCCAACCGUCGCCGUCAUCAGUGGCAUCAUCGGCGGAGUCUUCAAGCUUACCCUCGCCAAGAUCCUGGAUGUUUUCGGACGACCGCAGGGCUACCUCCUAUCCAUCUUCAUAGCCACCCUCGGACUGGUGAUGAUGGCUGCCUGCAACAGUGUGGAGACUUAUGCAGCUGCCCAAGUCUUUUACGCAGUUGGUCAGAACGCACUGCUGUACAGCAUUUCUAUCUUUGUUGCAGAUACUUCAUCUUUGCGGAAUAGGGGACUUAUGCUGGCUUUCACUUCCUCGCCAAACCUCAUCACCACAUGGCUCUCCGGCCCGAUUUCCCAAGCCUACCUCACAGGACCAGGGUGGCGAUGGGCAUUUGGCACUUUCUCGAUUGUCGUACCUCUGUUCACGCUUCCCCUCUUCGGACUCUUUGCGUACAAUCUCACCAAAGCCAAGAGACUGGGAGUAAUCUCCAAGCGCACCAGUCAGCGGACUACGUUGGAAUCCUUAUCCUAUUACUGCCGAGAAUUUGAUGCUGUAGGACUUUUCCUCAUGUCAGCUGGCUUGGCAUUGUUCCUUCUGCCCUUCAACAUCUACUCCAUGCAGGAGGAAGGAUGGCGAUCUCCACUCAUCAUCUUCCUCCUGGUCUUUGGUGUUGUUCUUCUCAUAGCAUUUGUCAUAUGGGAGAGAGCGUUUGCCCCCAUCACGUUUAUCCCCUAUUCUCUACUAUUGGACCGAACCGUCAUCGGUGCAUGUGGCCUCUCAGCCGUUUUGUUCACCAGUUACUUCAUCUGGAACAGCUUCUUCAGUUCCUUCCUUAUGGUUGUCAAUAAUCUCGAUGUCACCAAAGCCAGUUACGUCUACAACAUCUACGCUGUCGGCAACACACUUUGGGGGCUUGUCGUAGGGUGGAUAGUACACCGAACCGGUCGCUUCAAGAUCAUCUCCCUUUGGUUCGCCAUUCCGUUACACAUAUUCGGAAUGGGUCUUAUGAUUUACUUCCGUCAGCCUGAUCAAAACGUCGGCUUCGUUAUCUUAUGUCAGAUACUCACCGCCAUCGCCGGGGGUACCAUCAUCAUCACAGCAGGGCUGGCUGCGAUGGCGGCCGCUUCACACCAGCAUGUGGCUGUCGUACUGGCCACCGAAGCCAUGUUCGCUGAGAUUGGCGGAGCCAUUGGUCUGACUGUAUCCGCUGCAAUUUGGCAGGAUGUGUUCGCUAAGAAGCUGAUGGAGAACCUGCCGACGGAAGAGCUGGCCAAUUUCGUGCCAAUCUAUUCGGACCUCGCCACGCAAUUGAUGUACCCAGUGGGCUCUGCUACUCGUAAAGCCCUCCAGUUGGCGUAUGGUGAAGCUCAAAAAAUGAUGUUGAUUGCCGCUACUGCCAUCUGGGUGUAG
This is a messenger RNA of Colletotrichum siamense, 5331 nucleotides long. RefSeq names its product MFS siderochrome iron transporter 1 (gene MFS2-1). Gene Ontology annotation, molecular function: transmembrane transporter activity. Gene Ontology annotation, biological process: transmembrane transport. NCBI's taxonomy places the organism in Eukaryota, Fungi, Ascomycota, Sordariomycetes, Glomerellales, Glomerellaceae. The record is from RefSeq and is a predicted model, not a curated record. Bases 1 to 5331 code for a protein of 1776 amino acids. The transcript is spliced from 9 exons.